AUGGUUGCCUUUUUGUUAGUACUAAGUCCUGCCGGUGGAAUUUAUACACUAUAUGCGUAUGAAGCACUAUCUGCACUAGUAACAAGAAGAAAGUACAGAAAAUGCCAACUACUGUCUCGUGGACCAGAAGUAGAAGAUUGCGUGAAUGACAAGGAAAGGCCUUGUAUACCACGUAGAUUUGCGUUCGCUUGCUUCAUCAGCUUCUACUAUUAUUCUCCCGUUUUUCCCCAAAAAAGCAUAAAAGAAAACGGACAGUUUCUCCUGGAUAUUUCUCACUAUUCCCAUUCCAACACCGAUGCCAAUCACAAAGAAGUGCAGAAUCUUGCAGAAGAGCGAAUUCAUAAGAAUUUAUCCAGCUGUUUUAUAGUCGUUUUUGAAAUUGUUGAUAGCUACUUUCUGAAUCCAAGUGCCAUCAAUUUCGUGCAAGACUUCCUCCAGCUAUCUUUACAACUUAUGACUCUUGGAGAGUAUGAAAUCACGAAUCCAGUACUUUCUCAAGUGGAGAAAUUAAAAAAGCAGUACUUUUGGCAGCUCAUUCAACAAAAACAAAGGGCGAAGAGUGAAGCUCCACAAACCAAUUACUUAGAAGAGUUCUUUGUCUACAAAUCGUGGGUGUGCAAAGGAUCCGCAUUAUCGCAUAAAUCAUGGAGAAACGAAAUAAUCUAUUUUCCUCCUACCGAUGACGCUUGGUCCUCUUCAAGUGAAUUAAACCAGCGUUUUUUAAGAAAUGAAACAAAUAAUAAUUUUAUUGUCAGCAUUGCCAGUGUCAGAGAACAAGUAAAAAACAAUUGGGUGUAUGAUGAAUGUUUAAAAAGGUAUGUAUUUUGGCUUCUACCUCCCAAUAAACACUCACACAUAUCAGUCAUUUUAAAGAUUAAACAUUUCCCUUUCCAAUGCAUGCAUGAGGAUACAAACAAAUUUAUGCGCUCUAAAUUUUGA
Messenger RNA from Echinococcus granulosus, 939 nucleotides. RefSeq lists its product as hypothetical. The transcript has 8 exons. The coding region runs from base 1 to 939 and encodes 312 amino acids. The record is from RefSeq and is a predicted model, not a curated record. NCBI's taxonomy places the organism in Eukaryota, Metazoa, Platyhelminthes, Cestoda, Cyclophyllidea, Taeniidae.